AUGGGAUACUUCAAUAAAAUAAAUACUGGGUAUUAUCGCAGUGAAGAAAUGCCAAACAAGCAAAGGCAGUGCGUCACAUCUUUACAUCCCAACGAAUGCAUUCUUUCAAUAGAUGACUGGACGUGUGCGCCUUGCAAGGCAUUACAACCAGCUCUGGUACCAGUUUCUUUUUUUUUUAUUUUUCCCCCGCGCGAAACAAGAAACAUCAUUAAGUGGAUGUGAAUCAUAUGGAAUAUAAAAGUAAAAUUAGUGAUCGCAGGAAAACUAAAUUAAUUUUAUCUUUACGGUGUUCAGUUGAAGAAAAUUUGUCACUCUCCUCAAAUGGAGAAGUAUUAUAACUUUUCUUUCCUAGUUUCACACGUUGUUAAGAAUUUCUUCAUGUUUGAAACAAUAUCCUAAGGGUUAACGCGACUUUUUGAGAUAAACAGUUUUUUUGCUUUUUUUUCUUUGUAUAAUCAGCACUCAAUUUUAGCUGUUUCCUUUUAUCUCACUUUAGUCAAGGAUUCGUUAAUCAUUUGUUGCAGGGUUGUUGACUUUCUGCUUCGCUUAUCUUAUCAUCAGAACAUUUAUCUUAACCGUUACAACUGGGACACGCCAGAAACAAUGCACGUUAUUGAGAAUGGUGUCACCGAACUGGUUUCAUUUGCAUGUAACUGCAUAGAAGAUUUUACUGCUGCUUUAUGGUUUGAUCAUAUGCUAUGCACCAUCUUGAUAUUGAAUCUUCUCUAAAACAUUUGUCGUCAAUUAUCAGUAAAUAAUAGUGUGUUUAAACAAAAUUGGAAUAAAUUUAAAAAUAUUAAAUAAACAAAGAAAGAAAUAUUCAAUUUAAAUUCUACCUGAUAGCCUUUUUUUUUUCUUUCAGGAGGCAGCAGUAAUCGGCGUCGCUUAUAAGAAGGGAGUACAAUACUGAUUCCUAGAGUUGUUCAAUUGUAAAACCAGGUGAUAUGAAUUAUUACUAAUAUGCUUUCAUCGUUUCGUCAUUUUGAUGUAGUACAAGAAGAAGUUGAACCGAACGUAUGUAUAGUCACAAAGCUACAUCAUGAUUUUUACCAACUCAAAUCACAUUCUUGUGUUCAUAAAUCGCUGGAAAAUCCAUUACGUUUUAUGUUCGACUCGUUUAGGCUCAUCCUUGAAGGAUUUUUGCUGAGAUUUUGAACUCAUGGUGGGUUGUUUCCUGUCAAACACCGGUGACAUAGCAAUUAAUUACAGGUUUUUUUUUUUUUUUAAUCUAUUUCUUUUCAGAACGAUGAGUGCAAUUUCGGAAACUGCCAAUUGACGUCUCAUAAGAUUCUUGGAUUCUGAAAAACCAGUACAGUAAGCAUGAAAAAAAUCUAUUCGAACAAAAUCGCAAAAAGAAAGAUUACCUCAGAUAAUGUGGCGUCCUUUUUUGGGUCCAAUGGAGCGAAUGAAAAAUACAGCCAAACCUCCCGUAAACGACCACCCCAAAUUCAAAGGUUUAGUGGUCGCUUACGGGCGAGUGAUUGCGUACGAUAAGCGAAACACAAGAGGUAUAUUUCUUGAAGAGGACCGAGCACAAUACAUUUUUAAAAGAAUUGCGCAUGCAGUUUCUAAGUCAUGAUAUGUGUACUUUCAUGUUGUCACUAAAAUUACACCGUAUUCUCUUUGUAGUGUAAUAAUUUAUAUACGGCGAGUAUAGAGAUCAAACUGUGUCUUUACGUGUUCGCUUACAAGGCGAUAAAAACAAUUGAAACUUCUGAGGCCGUCAUCCAGAAAGUGGCCGCGGUCGUUUAAGAGACUUGGUCUUUUGCGAGAGGUUGUAACUGUAAGGAUUUCUCUGGGAAAAUUAUAUGGUGUUUUGGAUAGGGUGUCGCUUAAGAGAGGUGGUCGCAGAUGGAGGUUCCAAUGUACAUGUAUGUCAGAAAAGUCAGUCACUUUCUUGAGUUAGCCAGCCAAUGGAACUUGUAGUGGUGCAAGCUGGUGCGUGAUAUUGAUCUUUUGCUUCAACAUAGCAGCGAUAGUACCACUAAAAGAGUUGCAUCAUGCUGGUCACAGACAAACAAUAGGAUUCACCCAGGAUAAAGUCGAAAGCCUUUUUCUUUAGUUGAAUGUCGUGACCAUGGAAUGGGGUGAAAUACUGUCAUGGCUAUCAGUAUAACCAAAAACUCAUAAGGGGCUGAAACGUGUAACUCUCGUAUGUUUACUUUGUCCGAUGCUCGUGAUUAUUCAUUUUCGAAAGUACCAUAUUUGGAACGAGAAGAAGAGACAACUGACCAAUCAAACUUCGUAAACAACGUGACGGUAAUUUUACUUCAGCUCCCCGCGCCCGCUUGAAAAAAAUGGCCGACAAACGGAGGGAAAACUCCCAAAAGCAGAGAAAGCUUUCAAAGGUUGAAACUAGGAAUCUUACCGAAACACUGAGCAGGAUAUUAUUGCCUCACCACCCCGGCCAAACAUAACAUUAUGAAACCCAUUGACGUCCUCGCAACUUCUUCAAGUUGUCACUUCAAACAACGAUGCCUCGUUGACCCUCUGCACAGUAAACUUAUACUGCAAAUAGGCUUUUAAAAUUCUUAUAUUAAAAGUCUAGAAUAAAUUAAAAACAGUAAAAAAUACUUUCGAAUAAAACUCAUUAGCUGCGUGUGUCCAAAACCUGAACCUGACAUCUUCGCAAAAAGUGAUACGUGUAAUGAAUGUGAGAAGCAUUUAAGCUUAAAUUCAACUUGGAUGUUGUAGUCACGAUCGUGUUUUGAGCUAAUUUUAUGAAUGAACAAACUCAAAACAAUAGACAGAGAAGCUGUUUCUUGAAAAUUUUUAUUCAAAAUCCAAAAAUUCAAUCCUUUAAAGCAAUUCGGAAAAACACUAUCUGGAUCUUGGAUCCGUUCACGCAAGUGAAAUCGGCUGAGCACAUGGCAAAAUUCAAUACAAAAUCCAUCUCAAAUCGGGGCACAUUUUGUAAUUUUUCUUUAGCGGUGAAGAGAAAAAUUUAUAAAACUUCUAUCAAACAUUUAAAAUUACAUAAAUUCCCUUUCAAAAACGUAAUUGUCUUGGCCAUAGAAUGCAAAAUGUACCUGAAAAUUCAGCAAAAACUUCACUGCGUUGGUUGCAUUUCAAAACAGACCAUGAGCUCCGUUGUGAGGAAAACAAGGUUGAAUUCCUCAAAGGACAAUUUCUCGAUGGAAAGCUUCUCGUCCUCCCCAAAAAGAAAGCUGAGUAUUCUUUUAAACUUUCUCUUUCCAUUUUUUGUCUUUUAACGGUGUAUUUUUAACCUUGAAAUGUAGAACUCUUAACUUGUCUUAAAACAUCUGCAUGGUGCUCGCGUGGCGGCCAUUUGUUUAAAAUGGGUAUCUGCCACUAAAGUUUCCAAAUAUGGUAAAAGUGUAUAUUCACGAGCAUUGAACGCGAGUUACACGUUUCAACCCCUUAUGAGUUUCUGGUAUACCCCAGUUUGGAAUGACACUCAUAGAUUGGGCACCCCCAUUACUAUCUUGAUAACGACUUUUUGCCUACACAUACAUGAAACAUGGAGCUGUACAAUCGCCUAAAGGGUUUUCUCGCAACCUUAUCUCACUCACCUUAUAUCAAGCAGCCAGUCCUCUUUUGGCGUCCAGCGGAGCGCGAGGAAACAAGAAUGAUAGGUAACCAAUCUGAGGUUGUUCCGUAAAACAGGUAUCAUGCAACUAAAAGAUACAAGAUAAAGAUAAACGAUAAAACAUCUUGAGAUAAUUGUUUUCCUCAACUCCUUCAAGUUAUGCUCUGUUUGCCACAAUCAUUUUCUGUUGGACAAGGAAAAUGAUGAGGAGAAGGACAACAAUAGAAAUGUGGAGAAAAAAAUGGAAGUAAUUAUGUGGUGGUGGUGGUAG
Messenger RNA from Porites lobata, 3821 nucleotides. Lineage: Eukaryota; Metazoa; Cnidaria; Anthozoa; Scleractinia; Poritidae. The record is from the annotation of a GenBank genome assembly.